Messenger RNA from Guyanagaster necrorhizus, 525 nucleotides. RefSeq lists its product as uncharacterized. The record is from RefSeq and is a predicted model, not a curated record. The transcript has 2 exons. Lineage: Eukaryota; Fungi; Basidiomycota; Agaricomycetes; Agaricales; Physalacriaceae. The coding region runs from base 1 to 525 and encodes 174 amino acids.
AUGUGCGUGGAUUUGUCCGGCUUCACCGAGUUCCACAUUGACGACGACAGCUGGGCGCUUAAUGCCAUAAAGACUCGCCUAGUAUCCUUCUAUACGCCUGUUAUCCACAUCGAAGUGGCUCUCCAUAGACGAUGUAAUCGCUGGUACAUCGUCUAUUCCCGUGCAUACGGCAUGGCGGAUGGCUGGGAGCUCUUCGCUCCUCUGAACCAACCUCAACCAUCCAAUUCCAGCACCGCACUCCCAAAACAAGAUUUACACCACCGAUUCUGGUUACGCGAACGCCCCAACACUGCGCUGGAGGAUUUGCUGGCGGCGACACCGCCAAUCUUGAAGGCCACGAGUACAACGAGAAUAAUGGUGAAAGUAGAGAAUAAGGAAAAUGAGGUUUUACUCGGCGACGGACAGCUGAGUCAAAGACAUGGAUAUUGUGGGUGCUGGGAGUAUUCAUAUCCCGGCGAAACCAGAUACGAGAAGGCCACGCAAAGGGAAGACGACAGGAUAUACUGCUGUGGUAUGAGUGUCUGA